UUGCAGACAAGACUGGUUGAAGAUGCCCAAGCGCCCAGAUUAUCAGUGGUCUGCCCCAGAGGGGGUUGAAUCUCCGAAACUCCACCUGUACAAUUCCAUCACUAGAAAGAAGGAGCUGUUUAAACCUCAGAACCAUGUAGUUACUUGGUACAGCUGUGGACCAACAGUCUAUGAUGAUUCGCACAUGGGUCAUGCAAGAUCGUACGUCAGCUUUGACAUCCUGCGGAGGGUAAUGCAGGACUAUUUUGGAUAUCCUGUCAAGUAUGUUAUGAACAUCACUGACAUUGAUGACAAGAUUAUCAAGCGGGCUCGCACCAGAUACCUUGUCAAGAAAUAUAAAGAGUCACAGGUUACCAAGGAUAAAUUGGUUGAAGACAUUUUCUCAGCCAUGGAACACCACAAUUCCAUCAUUGCAGCAACAACAGAUCCAGAUAAACUCAAAAUGCUGGUUGAGGAGGUGCAGAAGGUGAAGAUUGCUGCAGAUGCUUUGCAGAGUGUUGCCAGUUCAGGGAAUGCCGCUGAGAUCAGCAAGCACCAAGAUCAGCUGAUGGCCAGUGCUGAGAGUGUGCUGGGUGAAUGGCUGGACAAAAUGAAGGGGAAGGACGUCACGGAAAACUCCAUUUUCGCAGACUUGCCACGGCAUUUUGAGAAUGAGUUUAACAAGGACAUGGAUGCUCUCAAUGUACUUCCAGCUGACAUUGUAACCAGAGUGUCUGAGUACGUGCCUCAGAUUGUGGACUAUGUGAAAAAGAUUAUCGACAAUGGCUAUGCUUACGAAUCUUGCGGAUCUGUUUACUUUGAUGUGGGAAAGUUUGAUGCGGAGCCAAACCACUAUUAUGCCAAGCUUGUUCCUGAGGCCUAUGGUAACCAGGAGGCUUUGGAAGAAGGUGAGGGAGCGCUCUCUACCACUGCCGCCCAGGAGAAGAGGAGCCCCAACGACUUUGCGCUGUGGAAAGCCUCAAAGCCUGGUGAGCCAGCGUGGCCCUCUCCCUGGGGUCCAGGCAGGCCAGGGUGGCACAUUGAGUGCUCUUGCAUGGCCUCAGACGUCAUUGGAGAGUCUCUUGAUAUCCAUACAGGUGGUGUUGAUCUGAAAUUCCCUCACCAUGACAAUGAACUGGCACAAGCGGAAGCAUAUUACAACAAUGAUCACUGGGUGCGGUACUUCUUGCACACGGGUCACCUGCACAUUGACGGCUGCAAGAUGAGCAAGAGCCUCAAAAACUUCAUAACCAUCAAGAAGGCCCUGGAAGAGACGUCGGCUGCCCACCUGCGUGUAGCCUUCCUCCUGCACGCCUGGAAGGACACGUUGGAUUACAGCUCGAACACCAUGGAAGGAGCCAGACAAUUCUACAAGAUGGUCAGUGAAUUCAACCUAAAUGUUCAAGAUCUGGUUCGUCGUAUCGGAAACACCAGCACACAAUGGAGUAGUACCGAGAUGCCGGUUGAGGCAACAUAUAAUAACACAAGAGUAAACGUUCACAAGGCGCUGUGUGAUAAUAUUGACACCAGAACAGCACUAGACCAUAUGAGGGACCUCAUUACAGAAGCCAACAAGUACAUGAAUAACAAUCAGCAGGUCAACUCUCAACUGAUGAUCAACAUAAACAGCUAUGUCCUGAAAAUGAUGAACAUGUUUGGUGUUACCAUUGGUGAUCAGAGUGGAGGCAGUGGCCAGAGCUCAGAGAGCCUUCUUGCGGUUGCUGAAGUAGUGGGAGAUGUCCGAGAAAAGCUCCGCCAGUGGUCUAGAGGAAAGGAUGUAGAUGCCAAAGACCUCCAGGGUAAACUCCUAAGCCUCUGCGACAGUAUUCGUGAUGACAUGCUACCUCCGCUUGGGGUCAGGCUAGAAGACAGAGAUGGAGGUGCACCAAGCAUUAAGCUUGUAGAUGCAGCAGAGCUUAUGCAAGAGAUCAAGCUAAAGAAAGAGCAAGAAGCUGCCAAGAGGGAAGAGAAGGAGAAGAAGAAGGCAGAACAGGCAGCGAAACAAGCUGCCAAGGACAAGGAGGUGCCCAAGGACCCUAAGGACAUGUUCCGCACCCCUGAAUAUUCACAGUGGGAUGAGAGUGGUCUGCCAACGCAUGACAAGGAAGGCAAGGAAAUCACCAAGAGCCAGUCAAAGAAACUUGCCAAGCUCAUGGAAGCCCAGAAGAAGAAAUUUGAGAAGUGGCAAGCACAACAGGCGUAGCAUAAUUUGUAAAAUAAUUUUUGCUUCCGUGAUCUGUUAGGUGGAAUGUGAUUAAUAAAAGAUAUUCUGACCGAAGUUGAUUUACUUGUCAUUUUGUGUGUGCAUGAACAGUGGAUACCUGAUGUGAUUUCAGCUUUAAAUGCAUAACAAUGAUUUGGGGAUAUUGGUGAUUGGCAUUAAGUGAUAAUUUUUUUUAUAACAUUUAAUCAUAUCUGUUCAAAGAUGUGAUAACUAUUGCUGAUCUAGUGCCUGUUUUGCUUUUUUAGCCAAAGUUCAAUACUUACAGGCAGAGACAGAGACAGAAACUGAGACAGAGACAAACUGAGACAGACAGAGACAGAGACAGACAGAAACUGAGACAGAAAGAGACAGACAGAGACACACAGACUUGAAAUAGUAUGAAAGUUAACACUGAUGAACCUCUCACUGGUGAUGGGAACUUUUAUUUUUUGUAUUCUAAACCCAUGUAUGAAAUAGUCAUUGUAAUAGAUUCUUUUCAGUGACAAAGAUCGAAAGUAUUUUCGUACUUGCUUACAUCCGUAUAAAUGUGUGUAUGUAAUCUAAGGAUGCCUGUAAGUGUAGACAGACUUAUGCAUGUGUUGUAAGUGUGCCUUUGCUACUUAAUUACUUUAUUACUUGACACAGCUUUUUACAUCAUAUUUAAAUUGCAUUAAUUGUGUUCAGUCAUUUACAGGCCAACAGUGUUUGAAAUGUUAAAGGUUUAUAUAAAUAAAGAGAAUCUUUGUAUAGAAUAGAUUUAUAUAUAAAAGCACUGAGCUGCUUUUAAUAUAUUUUUGUAAUUCACGACAAUCCAACAUUGGGCAUAUGUUUUUGAAUUUUAUAUUAACUUUGAUGUAUGAAUUACAUAUAAAUUUAUGAUUGGAAUGAUUGGAGAAAUAUAUUGGAGAUACAGAGCUUGAGGAAUGCAGAGAACUUCUUAAUGAAUAUAAUCUUUGAUGAAAGACUGGAUUAACAAAUCAGUUUAUUUAAGUGUUUCUUCACUGAUAAUCAUAGUAACACUCCAGGUUUGAUUACUUAUGUUAUAAUGCAAUAUUUUUUUCGAAUAACUUGUAAUUGGUUCCAUUGUGAAUAAAAGAAGGAUAGCAACAAAUUAA
Molecule: messenger RNA, 3297 nt
Organism: Penaeus vannamei (Pacific white shrimp)
Lineage: Eukaryota; Metazoa; Arthropoda; Malacostraca; Decapoda; Penaeidae
Source: RefSeq, a predicted model, not a curated record